ACUCCUGAACCGUCACUACCACACCUGCGACUGCACAGUGAACUCUGAACCGCGGAGAGGCUCGAGCCUUUCAAUAUCAUAUCACCGGACAUCUGAUCCGUGUGAUCACCGGAAAAAUAACGAAGACGUAAAGAGCCGAUUUCGUCAGCGAAACGAAGACGUUAGGACUCUGUCUGUUUUCGCUGUUCUAUCCUCCCUGAGAGCCUUUUUUUUUUUUUCUUUAACUAUAUAUAUAUAUAUACACACAUAUUUUCUUCCAAUGGCUUCGGAGGAUGUGAAGAGCGAAUCAGCGGUGUCAACGAUCGUGAAUUUGGCGGAGGAGGCGAAACUGGCUAGAGAGGGUGUGAGGGCUCCGAGCUAUGCUGUUCUCAGUAUUUGCAAGUCUCUGGUCGCUGGUGGGGUCGCUGGAGGCGUGUCACGCACAGCUGUUGCUCCCUUGGAAAGAUUGAAAAUACUGCUCCAGGUUCAGAAUCCCCAUAACAUAAAAUACAAUGGAACAAUUCAAGGGUUGAAAUAUAUAUGGAGAACUGAGGGUUUUCGUGGACUGUUCAAAGGAAAUGGUACUAAUUGUGCACGUAUUGUUCCAAAUUCUGCAGUCAAGUUCUUCAGCUAUGAACAGGCUUCAAAGGGAAUCUUGCGUCUAUAUCAGCAGAAAACUGGCAAUGAAGAUGCUCAGCUCACUCCUCUCUUGCGUCUCGGGGCUGGGGCAUGUGCUGGAAUAAUUGCCAUGUCUGCAACUUACCCAAUGGACUUGGUACGAGGCAGGUUAACUGUACAGACACAGAAUUCUCCAUAUCGGUACAGAGGAAUAUUCCAUGCUCUAUCAACUGUACUCCGGGAAGAAGGCCCACGUGCUUUAUAUAAGGGCUGGCUUCCUUCUGUUAUUGGAGUUAUUCCAUAUGUGGGUCUGAACUUUUCCGUGUAUGAAUCUCUAAAGGAUUUUUUAAUUCAAACUAAACCAUUUGGACUGGUUGAAGACAAUGAGUUGAGUGUGACAACACGGCUGGCGUGUGGAGCUGCUGCUGGAACUGUUGGACAAACGGUUGCGUAUCCUCUCGAUGUCAUACGUAGACGAAUGCAGAUGGUGGGAUGGAAUAAUGCUGCUUCUGUUGUUACUGGUGAUGGAAGGAACAAGGCCCCACUCGAAUAUACUGGUAUGAUUGAUGCAUUCAGGAAAACCGUUCGACAUGAGGGCUUUGGGGCAUUGUACAAGGGUUUGGUCCCCAAUUCUGUGAAGGUAGUUCCAUCUAUAGCUAUUGCAUUUGUGACAUACGAGGUGGUGAAGGACAUUCUGGGAGUUGAGAUCAGAAUAUCAGACUGAAGUGUGAUAAUUAUUGAACAAAUAUUCUCUUUAUUGUAGGUAAGGAAAUAGAGAGGUAAACUAGGGGUAAUUUUUUCCUUCUCGUUUCUCCAAUAAUGAGUUAGAAGCAUGCUGAAGUCUGUUUAUAAAUGGUUUCCCUUGUUUUCCUAUCGAUGUUUCCUUCUGGAUAUUCUUUAGCUUUCGGCUUCUUAUCGAUAUGCCAGGUCAAAUAAAUAUUUUGACAAUGCAAGAACGCAUUUGCAUGCCCUUCCAUAAUAACACAGAACGCUUUCUCCAUGAUA
Messenger RNA from Carya illinoinensis, 1602 nucleotides. Its product is annotated as mitochondrial adenine nucleotide transporter ADNT1. The transcript is spliced from 8 exons. Bases 260 to 1321 code for a protein of 353 amino acids. The record is from RefSeq and is a predicted model, not a curated record. Gene Ontology annotation, biological process: transmembrane transport. Lineage: Eukaryota; Viridiplantae; Streptophyta; Magnoliopsida; Fagales; Juglandaceae.